GGUCCCUCUGAACGAGAACUUUUGAUGUACAUACUAAAAAACGAGCUGAAGUGCAGCGCUGAAAAUAUUGAUUAAUAAUUAUCUGCACAAACACAGAUAUAUUUGUUUAUAAAACAUGACUGAUCAACGGGGGACUAGAGUUUAUGUCGGUAAUUUAACUGAUAAAGUAAAGAAGGAUGAUUUGGAAGGCGAAUUUACAAAGUAUGGAAAGCUAAAUUCAGUAUGGAUUGCAUUUAAUCCGCCCGGAUUUGCAUUUGUUGAAUUUGAACAUCGUGACGAUGCCGAAAAGGCAUGUGACAUUUUAAAUGGUUCGGAGCUCUUGGGCUCACAAUUACGUGUGGAAAUUUCGAAGGGUCGUCCACGGCAAGGACGACGAGGAGGACCUGGAGAGAGAGGACGCCGCGGUGAUGUCGGCAGACACAGCAUUACAAGUAGCAGUAGCAACGGUGGAUUCCGGCAACAGAGAGGCUCCAGUAGCUCAAGCAGUCGCCAUUUGGAUCGCGGUUACAGUUCCGGCCGUUCAAGUACCGCGUAUGGCGGUGCUAGAGAUGGCGGCAGCAACGGAUUCAAUCGUCGCGACAUAUACAACGGAACGCGAGAAAGUAGUCGUUAUGGCGGUGGAACCAGUUCUAGCUAUAGUCGCAGCGGAGGGCAAAGUGGUGGACGAUUUAGGUCUCGGUCCCCAGUUGCUAAUCAUCGUUUCUAAACCAUAUAAUUUGAAGAUGUUAAUAGAAAAAUAUUAAAUGUCUGUGCGAUAUUGAUACAACCCAGUUAUCAUAUAAAAUCAUUGCUAAUAUGUACAUACAUAUACUAAACACAAAUAUUAAGAUUUGGUUUUAAAUCAGCAAGAAAUUCAUCUAUUAAAACAUAUUUCUAUGCUAGGACAUCAGCUUUCGAAUACUAUUUAUUUUACUUACAAAUUGCAUCAAACGAAAUUUUUAUAUAUUCAAAUUUAAGAACUAAAUUAGCCAACUAUUAAAAAUAAUUAAGUUACAUAUAUUUAAUGAAAAAUACGGACUAAGUUUUUGGAAACUUAGAAUUCAAGAGCAAAAUAAAAAUGUCUAAAGUCGUAAAUGAUAUUAAAA
Molecule: messenger RNA, 1085 nt
Organism: Drosophila mojavensis
Lineage: Eukaryota; Metazoa; Arthropoda; Insecta; Diptera; Drosophilidae
Gene: Rsf1
Product: RNA-binding protein Rsf1
Exons: 1
Coding region: 116-706 (196 amino acids)
Biological process (GO): mRNA splicing, via spliceosome
Cellular component (GO): nuclear speck
Molecular function (GO): RNA binding
Source: RefSeq, a predicted model, not a curated record